AUGAGUUCCGCCCCUGAGUCGAAUCUCAGUCGCGCGGCGCGCUACGCCGUGCCAUUCGCUCUACUUCUCAUCCCCGUUUGGAGGACGAAAGUCAAUGCCGAAGUCCCCGAGCCAUACCUCGAUGAAGUGUUCCACAUCCCCCAGGCCCAAGCCUACUGGGCGCACAAGUGGACGCAAUGGGAUCCAAAAUUGACCACUCCCCCGGGAUUAUACUUGUGGUCGUAUGCUCUCUGUGCUAUCCUGCUUGCACUCCGCGGCUCGCCGACGAAACUCGAUACCGAAGCUUUGCGUACGACUAAUGUCGCGACAACGGGUAUUUUCUUCCCUUGGAGGCUUCAGACUCUUUCGGAUGCGGUUCAUAAAGUCCGGAAUACUCGUCCAUUGGGUGCGUGGCUUAGCCACACCGUCUUGAAUAUCUGCCUGUUCCCUCCGUUGUUCUUCUUCUCCGGGUUAUACUAUACCGACAUCCUGGCGCUGUUGGCGGUUGUUGAGGCAUAUAAUUGGGAUCUGAAGCGGGCUUCUGGAGAUGGCUACAUCUUUUUCUCUACGUUGGGAUUUCUGGUGUUUGGCUUGGCGGCAUUGGUAUGCCGGCAGACGAACAUCUUCUGGGUCUCUGUUUUCUUGGGAGGGCUGCAGAUUGUUCGAAAGAUACAGAAAUCUGCAAAGGUCUGCGAAUCAUCUGAUUUCACUGCAAUUGUGAAGGGUGGUCUACAAAAUGAGAUUUAUGACCCGCUCGUCUCUGAGGCUUCAUUGCAAGAUUAUCUCAAGACGAGUAUUUCUCUCGCAACUGCGAGCUUGAUGAAUCCCUUCUCAAUUGUGGCCUCCGUAAUCCCUCACAUCAUUAUUCUCGGUGCAUUCGGUGCGUUUGUGCUGUGGAAUGAUGGCGUAGUCCUUGGCCACAAAGAAUUCCAUACUGCUGGCAUUCAUCUAGCACAAAUGCUCUAUAUCUGGCCUUACUUCUUCUUCUUCUCUUGGCCGAUCCUAAUCAUUCCCGUGCUGAACGUUCUUCUCCCCAAGAAGCUUCUGCCUAAGUAUCUGAACUAUGGCUUCCCUGAAAAACAGCGAAGAAUGCCCAGUAUCCUUGCAGCUUUGAUCGUUGUACCACUCAUGCUUGCUAUUGUCCACUUCAACACCAUUGUGCAUCCUUUCUCUUUGGCUGACAACCGACACUAUGUCUUUUAUGUCUUCCGCCUCCUUCUUGGUAUCCAUCCUGCCAUCAAGUAUGCCGCAGUCACGGCAUACUUCCUGUGUGGCUGGGCAGCGAUCUCUGCAUUUGGAUUCUCUGUCAUUCCGGCUCCGCCUUGUCUCCUUCAAAUUUCCCCUACCGCCAAACAAGCCACUCCCGCCCCCAAAGCCCCUGCAAAGGAACAACCCAAAGACGCCAAAAAGUCAGCUAGAGCGCGCAAGACUCCAGCCAAAAAGGAAAUCAAGCAGCAAAACCAGCCUGAUCCCAUUACCCCGGAAGUACUUCUCCGAAUUCAACAGUCUCUCAUCCAACGGCGAAAGGAGCAACCCGAGGUGCCACGGGUCAGUUUCGUCCUUGUAUGGCUCGCUGCUACGACCUUGUCUCUCGUGACAGCGCCUCUCGUUGAGCCACGGUACUUUAUUAUCCCGUGGGUGAUGUGGCGCCUCCACCUACCGCCAUCGUCAACUCUGGCGGCGUUCAGACAACGGAAACCGCAGAGCGAAGAAGAGAGAGCCCGUGCCGAUUUCAUUACAAACUUCCCUAAGUUCUUGGAGACAAUCUGGUUCGUUAUUGUCAAUGCAGUGACUGGGUAUGUCUUCUUGUAUAAGGGCUUUGAGUGGCCCCAGGAACCUGGCAAGGUUCAGCGCUUCAUGUGGUGA
This is a messenger RNA of Penicillium subrubescens, 1845 nucleotides long. It is a transcript of the gene alg10, whose product is annotated as dolichyl-P-Glc:Glc(2)Man(9)GlcNAc(2)-PP-dolichol alpha-1,2- glucosyltransferase. Gene Ontology annotation, biological process: protein N-linked glycosylation; dolichol-linked oligosaccharide biosynthetic process. The transcript is spliced from 3 exons. Bases 1 to 1845 code for a protein of 614 amino acids. NCBI's taxonomy places the organism in Eukaryota, Fungi, Ascomycota, Eurotiomycetes, Eurotiales, Aspergillaceae. Gene Ontology annotation, molecular function: dolichyl pyrophosphate Glc2Man9GlcNAc2 alpha-1,2-glucosyltransferase activity. Gene Ontology annotation, cellular component: endoplasmic reticulum. The record is from RefSeq and is a predicted model, not a curated record.